Messenger RNA from Antechinus flavipes (yellow-footed antechinus), 1806 nucleotides. RefSeq names its product transcription elongation factor A N-terminal and central domain containing 2 (gene TCEANC2). The transcript has 5 exons. Gene Ontology annotation, biological process: DNA-templated transcription. The coding region runs from base 394 to 1020 and encodes 208 amino acids. Lineage: Eukaryota; Metazoa; Chordata; Mammalia; Dasyuromorphia; Dasyuridae. The record is from RefSeq and is a predicted model, not a curated record. Gene Ontology annotation, cellular component: nucleus.
CGGUGCCGCGGUCACUUCCGCCUCCGCCGCCCCGCCUCCGCCCCGCCCUCCGGGACCUCAGGAUAACCACGGCCACCGCUCCCUCCUUCCUAACGAACUUCUCAGAUGCUCCAGGCUCGCGAGAUACGUCUUCCAGGUCGCCAGUCAAGGCAUUCUGGGAAAUGUAGUCUGCUCCGCCUGGACGGCCGGGAGAAGGUGGGGCCUCCGUCCCGAACGGAACUACACGAUCCGGCAGGAAGUGCGGCCAUCUUGCUUCCGGAGUUAGCGCCGGCGCCGUCCGGGUAAAGUGAGGAUUCCUGGAGGCAGUCCGGGCCCGCGCGCCACAACGGUUUUCCUGGUUUUUGAGGACAGCCCCCUUCCUGACGGGUGUUAGAGAUCAGGAAAUCCCUGGAAAUGGAUAAAUUUGUCAUUCGAAAACCUCUGCCUCCCAGCAACCCUCAGAAGAAAGGUUCUGCAGAAAAGGUUUACAAGCAGGCUACUCUGGAGUCUCUGAAGAGAGUGGUGGUGCUUGAAGAUAUCAGAAGGUGGAAGGGGGUAUUGGAGCUUCCCGGGCAGCCCCAAGAAAACCUAGUGGAAGCCUUACGCGAGUUAAAGAAGAAGCUGCCCUCCAAGGACGUGCUGAGGUCCACCCAGAUAGGUCACACCGUGAACAAGAUGCGCAGACAUUCAGAUGGCGAGGUGGCCAGGCUUGCCCACGAAGUUUACACCGAGUGGAGGACGUUCAUCGAGAAGCAUUCAGACAAGCCCUCCAUCGAAGUCCGCAGCGACCCCCAAACUGAAGCGUUCAGGAGAAACGCCCAGAAGUUACUGUCGGAGGCUUUGGAAUUGGAGAUGGAUCACCCACUGGUUGAAAAUAUUGAGCGUGAAGCUUUUCAUCUCUGCUCCCGUCUCAUUAAUGGCCCGUAUCGGCGGACAGUGAGAGCCCUGGUCUUUACAUUAAAGCACCGAGCUGAAAUCCGCGCUCAGGUCAAGAGCUGCUCGCUCCCGGUCAACACGCUGGUGCAGACUUACAAAAAGUGACCUUCGUAGUCAUCCAGCCCUGGGGAGCGGCCCCGGGCCCACCGAACGCUGGCCGCCUUCCCCUUUUCAAAGGCCUCUUUGAAUUUGGGUGAGGGGGAGACCCAGCCGCCAUCAGCCUUCUCCAAGGGCCGUUCCAUUCAGAAGGAGGGCACGGAGAACAACAGGGGAUGGGCCCCAGCAUCAUUAUCCAUAACAAGUGCCACUGUCUAAAAGCAUCAAUGGCGCGCCGGGGCCCUCGAAGCGCCAUGUUUGUGAUCACAAAAGUAGGCCAGGAGGCCGAUGGGCUUAUUGUGGGCUUGCCAAGGAGGCCUCUCAAUUCCUUUCUGCCGUUGGGCCGAUAGUGCCUCUCCCUCGGCCCGCCACCCCGCAGGUAACUGAAACUCAAUUACUGCCAGGGCUUGGUGACGGCCCCCAGCGUUUAGAUAGCCCUGGCGCUCUCAGAACUCGCCCAUCCGUCUCCCCUUCACUGUACCCCGGGGUGAGCCCCCCUCUUCCCUCAUCGCAUUUAUCUGAAUGUCUCAGCUCUUCCUCGAAGAGGCCCCCAUGCUGGGGCCUCUAAUGAGCGUGUGGCCGUAAGCGGCCAAACCUCACGCUUUAUUUGAAUGCCCGGCUAUUAGAGAUGUAGAGGAGACGGAUAAUGAAAUUUCUCUCUAAACAAGUUGGUUGAGAAAAAAAUCUAUUUCAGCAAAUGAUGGCUGGACUACAGGGCUCCUCGAGUGAUUAUGUAAGUGCAAUUUGCCUUUUUGAGGAGUAUGACAAUAAACCAAGUGUUUAAAAACACACAAA